Molecule: messenger RNA, 1191 nt
Organism: Pisolithus orientalis
Lineage: Eukaryota; Fungi; Basidiomycota; Agaricomycetes; Boletales; Pisolithaceae
Product: p21-C-terminal region-binding protein-domain-containing protein
Exons: 5
Coding region: 204-1091 (295 amino acids)
Cellular component (GO): nucleus
Source: RefSeq, a predicted model, not a curated record
UAACGGUGUACUUAUACAACGGCGCCUCGUUGGCACAUCGUAAGGGCAAUGUGAGACAAGUUCACGGCAGCAUCACUAUCACGUGAGGUCAUAUCAUUGAAUCAGGUUGGCCAAAUGAUGGGCCACAAAUCCGAAAAAAGCUGCUCCUGUGAGUCUGCUGUGUCAACGUGCAACACAGUGCUGUAUUUUUCCAUUGGUGUGUCAUGUCAAAGCGCAAACAAAAUCCCGAUGCAGACGCAGAUUACGAUAGUUCUGAUGAAGAGACACCCGCUUUUGUCGACGUUGACUUUGAUUUCUUCAGUUUGAACGCUGAGGUCGAUUACCAUGCUAUCAACCGGUUAUUGAUUCAACUGUUUGGCGCCGACGCCGAAGGCUUGCAGACAGGAAGGCUGGCAGACUUGAUCUUGUCUGCAGCGGACUCGGGCGUCGGGAGCACCAUCAAAACAGACGGCGAAGAGAGCGAUCCGUGUGCUCUUCUUACCGUCUUGAGCUGCGAUGCACACCGAGAUAAUCCUGCUGUGAAGGUUCUCAUAGAGUACAUGCUGUCAAAGAUAUCAGCGGAUCUUACCUUCCACAGCACGUUGUCAUCGCUGCUGGCGCCAAAAACUCAGGUUCAGAAUCAGGCCCAAGCGCACCUAGGACUUGUCUUGAGUGAACGCUUGAUCAAUAUGCCGGUGCAGGUCGUUCCACCCAUGUAUCGUAUGCUCGUCGACGAAUUACAAGACGCAGUUGCAGAUGGUGAUCCUUAUAAUUUUACACACUACUUGUUUAUAUCCCGUGUGUAUCGCCUGACACCCGAGGAAGAGGAGGCGAUGGCUGCUGCACAGAGGAAUUCGAAGCGGUAUAAGUCGGCGGGAGGUUCUGAACUGGGAAGGAGCAGAGAUGGUGUAUAUGGAUUCCAUCCAGAGGAUGAGGAAAUAAUGAAGUUCUCCGAACACGUGUUGACAUACUCGUAUACCAAUGCGCCGGCACGCGAUGCGGAGAGUAUUGGUCUCGAUGUUGGUGGACGGGCAAUGCUGGUUCCUGCAGAUCGGUUUGAAGCACUAGUCCGCACUAUUGGAGAGGUAUUUUCUGCACCCGGUUCAACAUAAGGUACUUCGGAGGCUUCCUUCAAUAGGCAAAUGAAAAAAAAAAACUUGUUGGCCCGGAGUACUUGACGGAGUCCUGUGUAGCACAGCAUUACAUAAUCGG